AUGGCUGUCCUAGAAAAUAGAGUUAAGGCAAAUAAUGCUGAUCCAAUAAUGAGAAAGGUGUUCAGUAAUUGGCAAUGGGCUGCUAACUAUGAUGAGGCACCAGGUGGUAGAAUUUGGGUAGUUUGGGACCGAACAAAGGUGGAGUUUGAGGUGAAACAAGCUCAUGAACAAUACAUAGCAGGGCAGGUGAGUGUGAGGCAUUGCAAUACCAAUUUCAACUUUGUUGCAGUGUAUGGAAAGCAUAACAUACAAGAUAGGAAGAUACUAUGGGAGGAUCUGAAAGGAACUAUGAAUGGAGUCACUGGCCCAAGCUUAAUAAUGGGGGACUUCAAUAGUAUUCUGUCUAUAGAGGACAGAGUGCAGGGGAAUCCAGUACAAGAAGUGGAGGUAAAAGACUUUAAAAUUUUCAUAAUUGAUGCUGGACUAGAUGAGAUCAGAACAAUGGGGAGAAAGUACACCUGGACAAACAAUCAUGUUCAUAGUAGAAUUGAUAGAAUACUUGUCAAUGCAGAGUGGAUACAAAAAUGGCCUACCAUGGAGGGGAUCAUUAUGAAUCCAAGAUUUUCAGACCAUUGUCCUCUAAAAGUAACUAUUACUGAUACUGUGAUGGAGGGAAAGCGACCUUUCAAAUUUUUCAAUUGUUUAGCAGCACAUCAUGACUUUGAUGAUAUACUCAAUCAAUGCUGGAGAAUGAGGCACAGGCAACUAAACAGUCAAGAGUAUAGCAGUGUUGGUCACAAGAUUCAAGCAGCAAGGAACAAACUUGAGAACAUUCAAAUGGGAAUGACACUUCUCGGAAAUGAUAAUGAAGCAAUAGUACAAAAGAAGGAGGAUAAAUUUGAAUUGGAAAAAUGGUUGGAAGUGGAGGAAAGUAUCGUGAAACAGAAGUCAAGAAUCAAAUGGCUCAAGCUAGGGGAUUCUAACACAUCAUACUUUCAUGUUUGUGUGAAAAACAGGCAGGCAAUGAAACAUAUAGGCAGAUUGAUGGAUAGUGCAGGGCAAAUUCUACAAAGUAACUCUGAAGUGGAAGAGGAGAUCCUAAGCUUCUACAAAAAAUUACUUGGUACAGCAGCUUCACAAUUACCAGUAGUUGAUCCAGAAAUUAUGCAGAGUGGAUACACCUUUAACAGGCAACAACAACUGCAGUUAAUUCAGCCAAUCACUAAAGAGGAAGUGAAGAAAGCUUUACAUGGCAUUGAUGAUAGCAAGGCACCAGGAUGUGACUGA
This is a messenger RNA of Nicotiana attenuata, 1227 nucleotides long. RefSeq lists its product as uncharacterized. The transcript is spliced from 2 exons. Gene Ontology annotation, molecular function: catalytic activity. The coding region runs from base 1 to 1227 and encodes 408 amino acids. The record is from RefSeq and is a predicted model, not a curated record. Lineage: Eukaryota; Viridiplantae; Streptophyta; Magnoliopsida; Solanales; Solanaceae.